Suillus bovinus is the source of this 531-nucleotide messenger RNA. RefSeq names its product LexA/Signal peptidase. The transcript is spliced from 4 exons. Gene Ontology annotation, cellular component: membrane; mitochondrial inner membrane peptidase complex. Bases 1 to 531 code for a protein of 176 amino acids. NCBI's taxonomy places the organism in Eukaryota, Fungi, Basidiomycota, Agaricomycetes, Boletales, Suillaceae. Gene Ontology annotation, molecular function: serine-type endopeptidase activity. The record is from RefSeq and is a predicted model, not a curated record.
AUGAUACCUCCAUCAUGGUUGCACCUUGUAGAGCCAGCCAUCAAAAGAGUCGGUCUUACAUGUCUCCAUCUCGUUAACUUCGGCUUUGCCUUUCAUCUUUUCAAGGAAAAUGUCGCCGGCCUAUGUUUCAUGGCCGGUCCUUCUAUGCUUCCAACUUUUGACAACAGUGGCGAACUGGUCCUCGAAAGCAUUCUUCCUCAUCGGUUGUUUCCUAAUCGACUAGGAAGAGGGGAGCUCAUAACCUUGACAUCACCCGUUGAUCCCUCUCGCAUUAUUUGCAAAAGGGUAAUUGGCCUUCCGGGCGAUGUAGUCUGUGUCGAUCCCACUGGACUUAAAGCUCAUUCAACCGAGCAUGUUGUCAUCCCCAAGGGGCACAUUUGGGUUGCUGGUGAUAACGCUGCCUGGUCAAAAGACUCGCGCGAUUAUGGUCCUGUCUCUAUGACCUUAGUGAGAGGCAGAAUCGCUGCCAGAAUCUACCCGCUCAACCGAUUUACCAUUUUCUCUAAGGACGCAACUUACAUUGAACAUUGA